Molecule: messenger RNA, 4263 nt
Organism: Lachancea thermotolerans CBS 6340
Lineage: Eukaryota; Fungi; Ascomycota; Saccharomycetes; Saccharomycetales; Saccharomycetaceae
Product: RNA helicase
Exons: 1
Coding region: 1-4263 (1420 amino acids)
Cellular component (GO): intracellular anatomical structure
Molecular function (GO): ATP binding; RNA binding; protein binding
Source: RefSeq, a predicted model, not a curated record
AUGGCAAAGAAACCAAGUAAAACUCCUCCAGCCCCAGUUGCUGUAGAGCCGGUUACGAAAAAUAAGAGAGGCAAGAAGGGUGCCAGAGUUGAGACUGAGGAGGAGAAAAAAGCACGGCUUGCCAAUCGCGCCAAGGUCACGUCUACUUCUAGCUGGACCGGGAAGCUGCCGCAUACACUACUUCAUGAGAACUGUCAGAAGAGGAAAUGGAAUAAAGUUGAAUAUGACAUGAAGAAAAUCGGCGACACAGGCAUGUUGGCCAUUGCUGUCCUAUCUUUUACUGAUCCUAAGACCAAGGAAACACUCACAGUACGAAUGAACGAUCCCACCUAUGAUAAAAAGUCGGGGAAAGGUAUCUUGACUCCUCAAGAAACCCCGAUGGAAGCCAGACACAUGGCUGCGACAGUCGCUCUGUGCAGAAUAGCUUCGAACUCUAACAUGCACAUGACGUUGCCGCCUAAUCACCGAAAGUUAUGGUAUGAUCUAGUUGACUUCCGGAAAAAACUGCUUAAAGAAAACCCUGGUCUUGCCCCAAGGCUUUUCGAUCCCGAGCCUUUCAAGACUUUGGUUGCAGACAGAAAACACAAAGAGGUCAAAGAAAAGGAGAGAGCCACCAAACAACAACAAGCCGAAAAAAUCCAAAAAGCCCCCACUGUUAUCACUUCAGUUUCUGCUAAAAGUGCACCUGCCGCCAAGAACAUAGUUUUGAAAAAGCGUAAUGCCGGACCUUUCGACAAAAGGAUUAUCAGAUUCCCCCAAAAAGUUUGGGACAAUGCCACGUUUGUUGAUUUUAAAGAGUCGUCCAGAAAUCUUAUCGAGCUUUCACUGAAAUCUCAUAUAGACUGGAGCUCCAAGAAAUAUGAAGGUAAUGAUGAUCGGCAGCUAUUGAAAAAUAAAUUGGUUUCUUUGGGGUUUAGGGAACCUCACGUCAAAGAGGCGCUUCUUUAUAAGGACCCUCUCUCAUUCCUUUUAUUUAAUCUCCCCGAGGAUGAUCUGCCAUCUUUCUUUCAAAAGAGACAGGAGGACACAAAAAUGCGCAUCGAGAUUGCCUCACUUCCACUUAAAACCCAAAACAUGGUCAGUCGCUUGAUGGAAAGUGGUGUUUCGUAUGCUGAGGCCCUUUAUGCCUUAGAAUGUAAUAACUUCGAUGAAAGCGAGGCAGCCGGGAAGCUGACGGCCAAACUUUCGGCUCAACCUCAAGAGCCUGUUUCAGAAAUAUCUCCAGAAGAAUCCAUGGACAUUUGGACUCAAGAGCUCGAAAGCCUGCAGAGCAUUUAUACUCAGUCUAUUGAAGUGUUGAAUGAAGAAAAAACAUGUUACACAAUAAAGCUGAUAGAUGAGUUUAGUCUUAAGUUGAAAGUUUACAAAACUAAGAAUUAUCCAUGUUCAUUGCCAGGACUCGUCGUAUCAACUUUCGAUAAAAAAUUGAAACUUCCCAACUACAUUAAGCAGAUUAUUUUGACCAAGCUUAUAGAUUACAUUUCGGAAUCGGGACUUCUGGGCGAUAUGCUAAUUUAUCAUGCUUAUGAAUGGCUUCAAGAGAAUAUCGCGGGGAUAAUAGACAACCCAGGGUCUUUGCUGCCCGAAAGUACGGCAAAUCGGCAUGGCGUUGAUAGAGAUGGCGCGACAAGAACGGGCAAAGGAAAAUCGCGCAAAGGAAAGGGAGCUGUUUCAAGGCCACUUACAAGUAACGAAAUUGAAAAGCUCAAGAGUGACUAUAGGGAGCGAACUUGCAGCAAAAGGUUCGCUUCCAUGAUGAAGCAGCGUAGUCAGCUGCCUGCAUGGAAAAUCCAAGACGCAAUAGUUGAUCUCAUAAGAAAUAACGACGUCGUUCUCAUUACUGGUGAAACGGGUUCCGGUAAGUCCACUCAGGUUGUUCAAUUCGUUUUGGACUACCUGAUGUCAAAGGAGGAUGACUUUGGUAACACAAAAAUCAUCUGUACUCAGCCUCGUAGAAUUUCUGCAAUCGGGCUGGCUGAGCGUGUAUCUGAAGAGAGGUGCACUGACUGUGGCACUGAAGUUGGCUAUAUGAUUCGAGGUGUCAAUAAGACCAAGCCUUCGACGAGGAUAAAGUUUAUGACGACGGGUGUAUUAGUGCGUAUCCUGCAAAGCUCAAGAGAUUUCCUUGCAAACACAAUAGUUUUCAUUGACGAAGUUCAUGAAAGAUCUAUUGAUACAGAUUUGAUUGUGAUUUUGUUAAAGAAUUUGAAAGGAAAGGUUCCUGGUUUGAAGAUUGUACUCAUGAGUGCAACUGUUAAUGUUGAUAUUUUCAAAAAGUACUUUGGUCAACUUGGUAGCUGUCACAUUGAAGGCAGAACCUUCCCAAUCCAAGAUCAUUAUCUUGAGGAAAUUCUUGAAACCCUCGAUUUCAAAAUCAAGCGCAGAAACAAUGGUUACAACGAUUUUCAAGACGACGACGAAAUGAAUGAAAAUGGUUCAAAUGAGUUAAAGCCAGGCGCAGAUUCCAACUUCUUUCGAAGUGGACAGAUUAACUAUGAUUUGAUAUCUUCUUUGACUGUUCAUAUACACGAAAAGCUCAAUUUAGAAGGUAAUGAUGGGUCUAUCGUCAUCUUUCUGCCCGGUGUCGGUGAAAUUAACACCUGCUGCAGAAAUAUAAAGUCGUCGCGCGAAUCACAAAAUUUUGUGGUGCUGCCUCUUCAUUCAGCGUUGACACCAGACGCUCAGAAAAGCGUUUUCAAACGCUUUCCAGGAAAAAGGAAAAUUGUAGUUUCCACCAACAUAGCUGAAACCUCGAUCACUAUUGAUGACUGUGUGGCCACGAUCGACUCAGGGCGUGUAAAAACAAUGUUUUAUGACGCAAAGACUAACACUACGCGCUUGGUGGAGACUUUCGUUUCUAAGGCAGAAGCCAAGCAGAGAAGAGGUCGUGCAGGGAGAGUGCGUGCGGGCCAUUCUUACAAAUUAUUCUCCAAAACGAGAUACGAGGAAAUGCCCGCCCAACCAACCGCGGAAAUUAAACGUGUUCCCCUAGAAUCCUUAUAUUUAUCAGUAAAAUCGAUGGGCAUCAAAGACGUGGUAGCUUUUCUGGGCAGUGGCCUUGAUCCACCGCCUCUAGAUGCUUUGAAAAAGUCAGAGCAGCUUUUAACGACAUCCGGUCUGCUGAGCGAAGAGGACAACUUACUAACCGAGCUCGGUAAAUUUAUAGGCUUGAUGCCUGUGAUGGAUCACAAACACGGAAAGCUCCUCAUUUAUUCCAUUAUUUUUGGCUGUACAGACUUUGGUGUCAAUACGGUUGCUGUUUUGAGUAUCGGUGGGUCUCCCUUCAUAGUGACACAAGAAAAUCGAGACGAGAUUAAAAAGAUCUGCCAGCAAUAUAGUUCUAGUGGUGACUUACUCGCGUACGUUGAAGUUGUGCGCCGCUACCUUUCCCUUGAGGAUGGCGCAUCUAGGAGAAAGUUUAUGGGCGAGAACCACCUGUCUUUCAACAAAAUGAAAGAAAUAACAUCAUCGCGUGCUCAGCUUUUGAGUAUCCUGAAAGAUAUCGGUUUCGUUCCAAUGAGUUACAGCAUGGGCUCGUCAGAUUAUUUGAACCGUAACGGUAACAAUACAGAGAUUAUAAAAUGCAUCCUCACCGGCGCAUUCUAUCCUCAGGUUGCACGCAUUCAGCAUCCGGACCAAAAAUUCAUCAACACAAGUGCAGGGGCCAUUGAAAAAGACCCAGAGGCCCGAAUGAUCAAGUACUGGAUAAGAAACGAGGAAUACAUUAAUCAGUUAUAUGGUCUCGCUAAGGAUUCGGAGGUUACAAACACAUCACUUCCAGCAACGCAAGCUUUCUUGCAUCCUUCUUCGAUAUUUUUCAGUACAAAGAACGACGACGUGUCCGAGCUGGCAGGGCUGCAUGAAAUGCUCUCGUCAGAAAAGCCUGAGAAGGGAGGGUCUGGCCAGAACGUAUUGAAGGCUUCUUUCGCCGUCUUCAACAGCUCUCAUUCCACAAAUAAGUUGUACCUGAGGGAUAUUACACCCACUUCUACGCUGGCGCUUUUGCUGUUUGGUGGUGCUAUCAAAUAUGAUUUGCAGGGUACCGAGCACUCGCCGGGAAUAGUAGUUGAUAAUUGGCUGCCAGUUCGCACCUGGUGCAAGAAUGGUGUUCUUUUAAAAGAGCUCAGAACACUGCUGGACAAUGUCAUCAAGCAGAAACUCGAGCAGCCGGAGUAUAACACAAGCCAAGAGAGCACGCAUAGCGGAGAUGAUGUUUUGACAAUUGUGGAAGAGAUUGUUAAAACGGAGUCGUCAAACUAUUAA